GAUAUUUUGUAUUACACUAUUCGAAGUAGUGUGCAACAUUCAAGAUGCUUGCUGCGUUGGUUUUAAUCUUGGCUCUAGAUCUUGGGCACAUAAUAAAAGGUCAAAGUUUACCACUUUGUAAAGAUGGGAGAAUAAAAUCGUAUGAUAAAGCAUGCAGCUCUGACUUUGAUUGCCCAAUCGGUAGCCGAUGUAGCAACAGCGAAUGUUGUGAACUGAGGUGUUCGAAAGGUACAGUCCUAAGGGACCGUUUUACAUCAGCGAUAGAGACAUGCACAAGAAAUAGAAGAGGCAGACUCGUGUGCCCAAACGAUGCAGUUUGUGAAAAGAAAACAGCAGGUGGAAGAGUCAAUAAAAUAUGUUGCAAGAAAACAAUAGUCGGAAGAGCAUGUAAAGUUGAAGGCGAUGUCGUAAAAAGAUGGAAGUGGUGGUGGUCAAAGGACAGAUGUCGUAAAUGCAGAUGUAACAGGCAGUAUAAAUGCCCCAUAAAACGUUUAAAAAUUCCUAGGUGCAUAUCAACCACUUCUACAACUCCUACAACUGCAACAACCUUGAAUUCCACACCCACCAUGGCUUGGAAUUUGACAACUACAACAUCUUUGACAACGCAAACAACGACGACAAUUCUACGUUGCAACUGGAAUACAUGGGGUCCAUAUACCGAUGGAUCAUGUUCUAAACCUUGUGGAUCCGGAGUUAUGAGUAGAAUUCGUUCUAGAGUAAUGGUCUUCGGCAACACAGGUGAUAGUGAUGUGUGCUCUGGACCUUCCUUUGAAACAUCAAGUGCAGCGUGUAAUACACAACAAUGUUGCAGUUGGGAUACAUGGGAUCCAUAUACUGAUGGAUCGUGUUCCAAACCUUGUGGAUCCGGAGUUAUGAGCAGAACUCGUUCUAGAGUAAUGGUCUUCGGCAACACAGGUGAUAGUGAUGUGUGCUCCGGACCUUCCUUUGAAACAUCAAGUGCAGCGUGUAAUACACAACAAUGUUGCAGUUGGGAUACAUGGGGUCCAUAUACUGAUCGAUCAUGUUCUAAACCUUGUGGAUCUGGAGUUAUGAGUAGAACUCGUUCUAGAGUAAUGGUCUUCGGUAACACAGGUGAUAGUGCUGUGUGCUCCGGACCUUCCUUUGAAACAUCAAGUGCAGAGUGUAAUACAAAACAAUGCUGCAACUGGGGUGUCUGGGGGCAAUACACAUAUUGGGCAUGCUCGAAGGUAUGCGGUGGAGGAACCCAGAAAACUUCACGUACCCGAAGCGCCGUGUAUAGUGGUACUGGAACAACAUCAACUUGCUUUGGGUCAUCAACGUGGUCUGAAGAUGUUCCAUGUAAUCUCCAACAGUGUUGUAAUUGGGGCACGUGGCAAGCUUAUGUCUAUGGUGGAUGCUCAAAGCCAUGUGGCGGAGGCACUAAAACUGGGACCAGGUCAAGAAAUCAAAUAUACAGUAACACUGGUACAAGUGCGACCUGUUCAGGGCCACCGACUCAGAUUAAUACUGUCCCUUGUAAUGCCCAGAAAUGUUGCAAUUGGGGACCAUGGGGAUCAUACAGCUUUGGCUCGUGUUCAAGGAAAAGUGGAGGUUGUACUCGAACUGGAACACGAAGAAGACAGCCAAUUUACAGUAACACUGGAAGCACCCCUUCAUGUAGUGGUUCGGCAACUAAUACCAUCACCCAGUCAUGUAACCCCAAUACUUGUCCGACCAUACCACCGUGUUCACUAUGUGGAUCGAACUGCAGAUACCCAUUCAGUAUGUGCUGUUCUAAUUGCUGUGUAAGGCGAUCGGGAAUAAGUCCAGCAUGCUGUGGAAUCCGGGGAUAUGAUUCCAGGUUUAGUAUGUGUUGCAGUGGAACCAUUGUUCGACGCUCGGGUAUAUCGCCAGGAUGUUGUGGCACGAAGGGUUACGAUUCCAGGUUUAGUAUGUGCUGUGCUGGUGUGAUAAGACGUAGAUCGGGUAUUUCACCUGCAUGUUGCUGUACUCAGGCAUACGAUGCACGUUUUCGGAAAUGCUGUAGUGGAUGCAGAAUUUGUUAA
Molecule: messenger RNA, 2027 nt
Organism: Owenia fusiformis
Lineage: Eukaryota; Metazoa; Annelida; Polychaeta; Sabellida; Oweniidae
Source: the annotation of a GenBank genome assembly